Neofelis nebulosa (Clouded leopard) is the source of this 11083-nucleotide messenger RNA. RefSeq lists its product as uncharacterized. The coding region runs from base 3286 to 9894 and encodes 2202 amino acids. The transcript is spliced from 47 exons. The record is from RefSeq and is a predicted model, not a curated record. NCBI's taxonomy places the organism in Eukaryota, Metazoa, Chordata, Mammalia, Carnivora, Felidae.
AUUCUCACUGUAAUUAAAUCAGAAAGGAGACAUCUAAAACAACAUUAUUAAACCAGUCUAAUUUGUCCAACUGCAUGCUCAUUAGGAACAUGAUUACUUAAAUUUUUCUGUUUUUCAUACUAAAUAUUUAGGAAGUCUUCAAGUUUUGUUUAAAGGUACUGAAGUUUUCUUUCUAUUUUUCUCUCUGCUGUCAAUUUGCAUCUCAUUACUUAUCUUGUCAACUUGUAAACAAGGCUAUUUUUGUAGUAAUUUUCCAGUCAGAUUGUGGGUUGAGCUAGAAGCACAACUUUAGAUUUAUUAACACCUUAUUUUGGGGCACAAAGCUCUUUUGUACAUCUUUACCUGGAUUAUUCAUUUAUUUAUGCUUUCCUAUUUUCUUUUGAGAGGAGAGAAAGUAAAAGUUAUGCACCCAGAACUUUUUAGAUUUCUUGCAGGGAUCAUUAAGCUCUAAGCAAGUCAAAAGCAAUCAUUCUCUCUCCAUCACAAAUUCAGGCUUAUUUGUAGAACGCUUGUACCAUUCAAGCAAAACACAAAGUCUCUACCCUUUGCUCUAAAACCGUUUAAAAACAAUUUCAAAUUUUAUUCAUUGUGUAUAUUUUGUCCUCUCUCAUGGUAAAUCUGUCUGUUGGAAUUAGAUAUCCUUAUAUAGUGUGUUCAAAUGACAGCUCUUAUGGCCUGUUAGUCUCUAAUAGUAUCCCAAGGGACAGAGAAAGUUUAUAAUUGUAAAUAGACUAUUGUAGAAAGCUGUACCUUCCUUUUUGAGGAGGAAAGAAGGCUUUUAAAAAAAUACACUAAAAGAACCAACAGCUUGGUUUUAUAACAUCAGCCACAGAUGGAUCAAAUGUAAUCCAAGUACAAAAUCUCACUGGCUAAUGCAGCUCCAAAUUUCCAAUAUCUGCUCUUCACUCCGGUGGGCACGAAAAUAUUUUUAUUUUGAUUUGAAUCAGAGUGGCACACAACAUGAGAACAGCAUAGAGGGUUUCACCAGUGGUAAGGCAGCAAUGAAAUAAAUGAGUACUAUGGGGAGUAAUAUGAGCAACUUUGCAACUUACUAGUGAAACCAGUCAUCAGUUUGACUAAAUCAAGCUCUCAAGACCUAAAGGCAAAGAAAGAUGUAUCUCAAUGACAGGAGCUAACAGAAUGCUUAAGACAAAUGUAAAAUACAAUCAAAUACACUGUCAUAUGUUACCUCAUAAGGACCAGACAGACCAUUAAAAACUGUAUUACCAACAUUGCUGCCGCCAAAAGAGAAAUAGUGGUUGUGUACAAAUCAGAACUAGCAUGAAAACCAGACUUAACCAGGAAACAAAAAACCAAACAGUUAUAAAAAAGAAAUAGAAUCAACUAAAUUAAAACCCUAUUUCCACAGAAGAUUCACCCUAGGACUGGAAAAAGUUAUAACUCAAAGAACCGUUAAGUUACAGUUUACUUGGUUCUGGCUGGCGAAUACUUACCCCUGGUAGAUAAAUACAUAAAAUCUUGGUAGAAUCUAUAGAAUUGUCAAGGAGAUACUCAGAGACAAAGCACUUAUUAAGGAAAAGUUUACUUUUAAGAAACUUUUGUAAGAAACUCCCAAGUAUAAAAGGACUGGUUCACCAGAUAAAAAAUACAAGAGUUGGGGGCGGGCGCCAGAGUGGCUCAGUUGGUUAAGCGUCCGACUUUGGCUCAGGUCAUGAUCUCAUGGUUCGUGAUUUUGAGUACCACAUUGGGCUCUGUGCUGACAGCUCCGAGCUUGAAGCCUGCUUUAGAUUCUGUGUGUCUCUGUGCCCCUCCCCUGCUCACGCUCUCUCUCUCUAAAAUAAAUAAAUAAUAUUUUUUUAAAUGUUAGGAACAACCCCACAAAAUUAUCAAUACUAUUAGCUUGUAGUUAGUCCGCUCAUGAUAGAAAAGAGCAAUUUUCUCAAAUGGCUGUCACAGCUACAAAGGUUAUCACAAAUCAACAUUGUAAAAGUUGAUAAAAUUGUGUUUAUGAGGGAGUCAAUACUUAUAAACAAAACUUAAGGAUUCUUUUAUUUUGGGACAGUGAACUAGACACAGUGACCCUGUUUUUGUUUCCUUGUUUUGUUUCUCUCAGGGUGCAAGUUGUUUUAUUUUCUGAUUAUGAUGUAUACACACACUGAUGCAGCAGAGCAAUGUGUCAAGUUUUGCUUCAACACAUGCUUCUUUUGGUCCUUGGUAGUUGAAAACCCGUUCACAAACAAAUACUGAGGUAGUUAGUAUAACUUAAAGGAAAAGAACUAACAAUACAGUGGGAAAAGGCCAAGUUUAAGGGGGUAGUUUGGAGAGUCGGUUUUUUUAAAAAGAAAUUGCCAUAUCUCUGUGGACAAAAUAAUAGAAACUUUGGAUUAAUGGGAUUAUAAUACUAAUGACUAAGACAAAUCAUAAAAAUUUGAUUUUGAUUGAGGAAAAAGACAGAAGGGGUAGAACAAAAUUAAAUUUGCCAAGCCUUUCAGUGAGAAGUUGAGUCUGACUUUGUCAGACUCAAGGAAAAAAUACAGGUAGAAUUCCGUACUUCAAGAAUUUGUAAAUACUAAGAGGAUUGAGGUUCAUUUAAUCCAUAUCCCUUUGAUGAAACUCCUCUUCCAAACAGCCAGACACCUUGGAUUUUCCCAGACACUUGUUAGACCAACUUUUCUCAGGAUGGAAGCUGUGAUUCAUUAGUGGAUCCUGACAUUGAUUAGUAGCGAAUUGUGACCAGAAGUUUGUUUUUAUUUUUUAAAUUUUUUAAAAGUUUAUUUAAUUCAAGAGAGAGAGAGAGUGUGUGUGUGUGUGUGUGUGAACAGGGUAGGAGCAGAGAGAGAGGGGAGAGAGAAUCCCAAGCAGGCUCUGCACCAUCAGAGCAGAGCCUGAUGCAAUGCUUGAACUCAUGUACCAUGAGAUCAUGACCUGAACUGAGACCAAGAGUCAGAUGCUUAACCAACUGAGCAAUCCAGGUGCCCCCAUUUUUUAAUGAAAUAGAGUAUAAAAUAUCAGAAUACAUUAUGUGUGGUACUUCUCAAGUAAGUAUUGAGACUUCUACUUUAGGUAGGAUUUAGUAGAAAGACGAGGCUUCCACUGAAACAGAUAAAUUAUGAAGUUACAUGUGUAAAGUCAUUGGAAAGUCAUGGACACAACAAAGCCUAGAUGAACUAAAUUUCUAGAAAAGGAAGAGCUCUCAUGAGUGAGCUGACAAUCCCUGGAUGUUUUAUUCCUUAGAUCAUUUACCAAUUCUGGUCAUAUUGACUCUGUUUUUGGCACAGAGACUCUACUGGGACAAAGAGAAGCCAGGAUAUGGUAAAACAGUAAAUGCAAAUCAUGGAUGAAAUGUAUAAGAUCGCUUCCACAGAAAGGAUCCAGCAGUUAGAAAAAGAACUGGCUUUGCAACUGACUGAACUAAAGUCUGAGAUAGAAGAACAGGAGACUCAUCAAGCUUACAGCUCUAUUCGAAUGCCCAAGGACAUUUCUUACUUUCGAAGAGAAAGGGAAUUGGCUCUAAAGAAAACUUUACAGGUGGCUGAGUCAAAGCCCCUUGUUGUUCAAGCAGAUGUCAUGCAGAGGGAGCUAGAGAGCUGCCUAAGAAGAGAGUACACUCCUGAAAAUUUACCUUUGCUUCUGUUGCAGUAUUAUACAGAGAGAAUUACCCAGCUGGCCCAGAGUAAAUAUUUACACAUGCUUAGAUGGAAGAGGUUUUGCCAGCACAGUAAGAUUAUGGAGCAACUUUAUCCUCUUUACAAGAAACAAGUUGCCUACAUUAUGCAGGAAUACAAUGAUGCCCUUCAGAGAGCUGAAAGAUUGUCUGUUGCACGAGAAAACUUCCUUCUGGGAAAAAACAAUCCUUCUAACUUAGUGACACAAGAAGACCUGACUAUUUACACAAAGUGGAUUGUGUGUCACCUACACUCGCUCAGGACUGUUCACCACUACCUACGGUCCCUCCAGUAUUUGCCCAUCUCCAAAGUGCUGAGUGUAGCUAUUGAUGAAUUUCCUGAGGCUUGUCAGGAGAAUGAAAAUGUAUGUGUUGAUGACAUCGACCCUAAUAUCCAGAGUUCUGGAUCUCUAGACCCUGUGGAUACCAGCAUUUCAGGGCUGACAAGAACAGAAGCUGCUUUCUCCCUGCCCCAACACAUGACUGAAAGAGAAGGACUGAAACCCCAGCUGAGGCUCCUGCUCUCCCAUUUUAAUAUCCCAUAUGACGUGGAAGAGCUAAGGGAUGCUACUAAGGAAAUGGAACUCUUUAACCUGGUUUCCCAAAAAUUUCAAAGCAUCUUUAUGGAGCAACAGAGAAUGCAAACAUUUCCAGACUAUGAUGCAAAGAUAGCUACUAUGGAGAAUUUGGGUUUGGCAGGACCUGGUAUGGCCUUGAAAAAGAAAGCUAACUGGAUUUCCUUUAUAAAGAUUAAGCCAAAAUGUGAUCCUUGGCAAAAGAAGAUGUUGACCAAACUAAAAGAACGGAAAAGAAUUGAUGCAUUAAUGCAACUCCAAGCAAAGUUUUUGAAGAUUUCCAGCCCUGAGCGAGUUGUGCAAGUGCUCCAAGACCACGCGGCGAAGACAGUCAUGCUGGCUCCAUCUCAUCCAGCUUUCGUGGCUUCCCAGAGUUUGCAUCAGUGCAACUAUGACAGUAUCUGGGAGGACAUUUAUAACAACAUCAACCUGUACCAGAAUGAAAAUAUGAAGGAAGAUGACCUUGCGAUGGAACAAAAUGCAAAUGACCCAGCACAAAUAAGUCUCUGCCAACAUGCUGAUAAGCCUGUCAAGCAGAAAAAAGAGAAAGGAUACAGCUAUGCAAUGGCCCUACAACUGCUCGGCUUGGACGAUGGGACUGGGCCCAGCGAUAGGGAUCCUGUCCUGACGAGGGGGACCUACUUGUCCUUUCUAUAUCUGCGCUACCUGCGAAUCAGGGAGCUGCAGCGCGUCUGUUUAGGAAUUCUGAACUAUUUCAGAUCUGUUGAACGAACGCUGACAAUCAACACUUCAGGCCUUACCAUGGUUGCAGGGAGUCUGGUCCCCACCAUAGAAGACAGUUCCCGGGUAAACAUGGCAAAAGGAGGCUUGGGCAUCUUGCAAGGCCUGGGAGCUCACUGCUAUGUCCACGGGACAUCUGCUGAGCACAAGGUCCACAGCAUCCAGUUCAUGGAGUUCUCAGAAGUGGAGAACCAGGAUGACUACUACAGCAUAGACGCGGGUUACGUCUACACCCAGGACCAGCGAGGAGUGCAUGUCAUGUAUGAUGAAGCCUUGAGUGAUCUGAAGGAGCUGGAGGCAGAAAUGCUGCUUGUAGCCAGCCAUUACAUUGAGAAAGAGAAAGGUCACAAAGAGGGCAGCAAGUCAAAUACUGGCCAGAACUGGGGAUGGGCCCAUGCAAGCGUGGACAGAUUUGCUGUGCUGUAUGACAUAUGGACCUGGGAAGCAACUCUUCUAGAAAAUAAGCGCCAGCUUCUUGACAGUUACUUUGAAGCCUACCAGCACGUGUUGGACCCCGAGGAGAGGUUUGCCUUAGCACAAGUGAUCACUGACAUCAUGCACAGGUGCCCAAGGUUUGAUUUCAGCCACCCUUAUUUCAUUAAGGCCUACAAAGAUGAAUGCACCUGCCUGAGGCUUCACUUGCAGCUGGUGAGGGGCAUCCUCAAUCAGCACAUAGAGCGCCAGCGGGAGUAUGUCCAGAGGCUUUGGCAAAGAGGCCAUCCAGAUGAUAGCAGUAACUUUGGACUUCCCCUUAACAUAAUUUGCAAACAACUUAUUUCCAUCAACAAUAGCUGCCCGUCUUUGAAAAACACGUAUCUGCUGGAGUUCCACCCUUCCCUGGGCCUGGCAUCGCUCAUCCCCCGAUCUCUUGAUCACCUUCUCCAGGAGGCCCGUCACACCUGCAGACCCACAUCAGCCAGCAGCCUCACCUUGCUGGAGAGACGCGUGCUGCGGCUGGCCCUGGAUAUGUGGCUCACACCGGCCCAGCCUGAGUCCUGGUACAGCCCACGUCUCCACAAAGAUCUGUUUUCAGCUAAAGUAAUGGGGGAUCCGUUUCUCAUGGAGGAGAUAGGUCUACUUGCACUCAAGUCCGCAGCAGACGAAAGACAGAACCAAAGCCAAGAUUCUCACAUGCUGCUCCUGGAGACAUUUUCCAAACUUCUGGAACUCGUGACCCUCCGCCACCGGCUGAUAGAAAUGAGUCUGGAGAGUGUACACUUAGCUCGUCUCUAUAAGGAACUGGCAUGGGAGAUGGGUUUUGAAGAGUACCAUUUGUAUCUGAGGCCUGUUCAUUUUGAACUUGCAUCACACAAGGACAAAGUGGACCAUCCACCUCCUGUUUUUAUCACCUCUCUGCUGGAGGACAGUGAUCGAGUGGACAGAUAUUCUCCUACUACUCUUAUGUUAGCCAUCUCUGAGGUGGAUGAUAACCAGGUUGGCAAGUUUAGCUUUUAUACGAAGGAAGCCAUCCUUAAGCUCUUAUUCCAUUCAGGAGUGGAAAACAUGCAAGUGACCCUUGCAUGCCAAGCUGCUCAGAAAAAUGCUUUGAUGGUGGCUGUCCAACAGGCAUCCUUCUAUCACACGUCCCGAUGGGGCUGUUCUGCUGAUGUGAAGGAAACAAGUUCAGAUCUGAGAAAUCAUGGUGGAAUGGGUCCAGCCAGAAAAAGAAAUUCUGGAAUUGUGAAUGGCAUAGAAAACUUGCGGUUAGCCCCAACUCCUAAAGUUCCAGACACUUUCACUCAUCCUUCGGAAAGAUUCCAGGCUACCAAAAGGGCGCCAGAGGCUUUUGUGUCUAUUCAACUAGAAAAGGUGGGGCUGCGGGACAUGAUGCUGAACGCCUUCCUCCUCAGGAAACAAACGAUGGCUGACAGAAUGAAGAACCAUGAUGAAAUUGGUAAAGUCAAGAGAGACGUUAUAGUUGAAUAUUGUCAGAAACUGAACUGCCAUAUGUCUCACUAUGCUCUUCGGGGUCAGAUCAUGGCAUACUGCAAUAGCCUGAGAGCCCUGCUGGAAGAUUUCCCUGCUAUCAGGGACACCUUUUUCAUUGUGGGGCAACCACGAGAAAAGAAAGGGUUGAGAGACUCCAAGGAGGGCCUCAAGGCUGACCCCAGGAGUUUUCAGCCCCGGCCACGAUGUUUGCUGUCUGCUGACGGGAAAGUCUUCCUCAAUUUAUGGUUCAUACCCCAUCCUUCUGAAGUGCUGGUUAUGUUCAAAACUCUGCCAGAAAAGGCAGCUUUUCAAGCCUUAAAGCUAACUCUACAGCUGAUAGCCCCUCUCCAUGACAUUGUGGCCUACCUUUUCAGUUUUGCUAAACUUGGAAAUUGCUCAACAUGUUUUAAAUUUCCUCUAAGUGCUAACCCUUUGAAAGGUGACUGGGGAGGAACUGAGGGCAUUGGGUCUGAGCUUCAAGAACUGCAGAAAAUGAUUGACAGCCUCCAGAGCCCCCAGGACCCUGCCCACGUGUCCCAGGCACUCCUCCUUCGAAGGGAGGUUAUAUUUUUGCAGUUUGAUGCUGCAGUGCGGCACCUCAUCCGAAGAACAUUUUUGGCAACUGGAAAUGCUUCUGCCUACCAGUCUGUUACAGACGGCAUGUACCAUGGAUUGCCACCACUGAGCAACUCUCUCGUGAAGAGCAUUUUUGCUUCACAGCUCAGUGUGCCUCAGCCACUAGAUCCACAGAGCCUCCAGGCAUCUGUGCUAUUCCCUUGGAGAGCAUUUCUAGAAGAUGGAGGACUGUUUCCAGUUAUGGGUAGCAGCCCAGAUACCCUAGAGUAUAAUAUGCAGCUGUGCCUCUGUAGGCUGAGUGACCGUGAUCUGAAGGUGGCUCAUGGAGAGCUGGUGGGCAUGCAGCUGCUUUUGGAAGAUGUGCUUCUGAGCAACUAUCAUAUGAUCAUGGAGGAUCAUGGAGGAUCCCCCCAGCAAGACACACUGGACAAAAACACACAGGUACUCUUGCCAGAUUUGUCCAGAGUGCCAGGAUUCAGAAGUCAGUUCCAAAGCAGCCCCAAGAUCUCCGAGCUGCUGAGGGGCCCAUGCAAUACGAUGAUGUCUCUUGCUUUCCUGAGAUCAUUUCUGGUGCUGUGGAAGCAGCUGGAAGUGCUGAAGGACCACUGGGGCCAGCUCAAACUGCAAGGCCAGGACGGCAGUUCUGUCUCCCUCCACAACCAGUUCUCAGAACUCUACAGAACUGACAUCCUCUACCCCAGCAUGAAAGCUAUAGCUAGGCGGAUGGGGAAAGAAGAUGAAUUUGAAGAUCUCAUAAUAAGUAGUCAGUCUAUUCUUCCCCCUAAAGGAGCUUCAGAAAUUGAAAUAAAAAUUCAACAGCUUCAGAAGCUUCUGGAAAAUCUUGAAAUUCAUAUGAUCCAGGAAGUAUUAAGAAAAGUUAAGAGAGAAAGAGCACUGGUUGUAUCAGAAAAGUCCAAGGACCAGGGUACUCUCCCUACAGACCUUUGGAAGCACCAUGUCAUGAAAGAAAACUUUUCAGUUAUCAGACCACAAAUAGUUGAAAAAUUUGUACAGAGAUUAAUGGAAAAUUGCCAGGAUGGUGGACUAGAGAUCACUUUCAGGAAAGAGCACCUUGAGGCCUGCCUCCUUUCCCUGGGUUGUGAAGUGAUGGCAAGAGAACGCAGCAACUUCGAGAGCUACUCCAUGUAUUAUGAGCAUGUGUUGGAGCAUGCUAGGCAGAAGCUCUGCCAGAAAGAACAAGAAUUAGAUCUUAUACAAAGAGGGUCGGGUCCUCCUGAAGACAACGCUGGUCAGGUUGCAGAGCUCAGUCAUAAUAUGAUCAUGGAAAUCACUGCUCUGAGAGCUCGACUCACAGAUUUGGAAGAAGAAAAUCUGAAUCUCAAAGAGAAGAUUAGAAAAGAAGUCCAAGAAGAAUAUGAAGCAUUAGUUCAGGCUCUGUUUGUGACAUGUUUAGACAUAAAAGAAAAACUGGAUGAGAAUCAGAUGAAUUUGAUCCAGAAAGUGUGUGAGCUCAUUGACGAAGUAAGAACAGAAGGGAUUGACAAUAUGAAGGCCCUAAAGAAAAAAUGGGGCUCUGCCAGACCUGAUGAAGGAAUGAAAGAAAACCCAGCCAAACAGGAGCAGCUGCGCGCCUUGGAGCAAGACAACUGCUGCCUGUCUGCCCUGGUGUGCAAAGUGAGAAGCCUGGGCCACUGGAGGUUGGCUGUGCAGCGGGCUUGCUUCCAGGGCCAGCUGAACAGGGCAGAGAAGGAAGCCAUGCAAAGUAAAAAAGAGUGUUUGAGCAUCAAGCUGAUGGCAGAACAAGAAGCGGUUUUAUUUCAUCAGCAGUUAGGGGUGCUACGGCAGGCCCUGGCCGGGGCUCAGGCCGCCAACACCAGGAUGCGCAAGCAGCAGGAGAACCAGGCUCAAUUGCUGAGAGAGCUGCAACACAGAGUGACGGAGGAAGCUCGCCACAGGCAGCAGCUGGAUCUAAUGAAGGCCUCCGGCAUGGAGAAGCUCUUGGAAGAUGUGCGGCAAAAGGACCAGCACCUGCAGCUCCUUACUGAAGAGGCAGAGAGGGCUUCGAAACUGGGCCGGCUUCAGCAGAAGAGAACUCAGACAGAACUCCGACAGCUGAGAAGCCGGCUUGUCCAGGAACGCAGUGUGAAGCUGGAUGCUUUCCAGCGCAUAGAAGAGCUACAAAGUCAGCUUAAUGACGCUGGGCGAUUGUCUGUCCAGAUGAGCUCACCAGGAGGACUUAUAUCUCGGGCUCAGUACUCCCUGAGUUCUGCUUCCACAUCAUUCAGAUACUCCCAGCAACACCUUUUAAAGACUAAUCUUAUGAGCAGUAAAAUAACAAGAAGGAUUCAAAGGCCAGAAACUGUACCUAUUAAACACAAAAAAAAGGUUGACAACGUCUUUCUACCCAAUGUGGUAGAAAAUGUUCACCUUUCAGCUUUUCAAGUUCACACGGCUCCAUCCAUAAUCCCAGAAGGACCCAACUGGUAAUCAUAUGCCCUCCAAGUUUUCUUUCUUUCUUUUUUCUUUUUUAAUGUUUAUUCUUGGGAGACAGUGAGAGAAAGAGCAUGAGCAGGGGAGGGGCAGAGAUAGAGGGAGACACAGAAUCCAAAGCAGGCUCCAGGCUCCGAGCUGUCAGCACAGAGCCUGACACAAGGCUCAAACCCACAAACUGCGAGACCAUGACCUGGGCCAAAGUCAGAUGCUUAAGCAACUGAGCCACCCAGAUGCCCCUCCAAGUUUUAUUUCUUUGAGCAUCUGAAUGAAUAAGCAUGAUUCGAACCUCCACUAAACCUUUAUCUAAUUUUUAUUAUCAGUAUCAGAAGAUAUAGUAUGGAAUGAUUGAGAUGAUAACAUCCUAAAAGUUCCAGGUGAAGUAGGAUUUGGCCUUAUGUCCUAAGACGGGAGAGUUGAUUUGCAUUUCUACAACCUAGGGCCUUUGGUCAACAAGCAGCCUCACAUUAUGGGUUCUAGAUUACUGACGAGGUGUGUUAGCCAGGAGAGAUGUCAUUGCUGCUAAGCAGUAUUUAUUAACAGUGAAAAAUCAGCACAGAGAUACAUCUAAACAAACUUCAAAGCACUUAUUGCUAUUUGUUUCACUUAAGAACAGCAUCCUCUCUUAAUAGUUUUUUUUAUUCUUCCUACAAAUACUAAAACCCUCUUUAGACUUUUGUAAAGUCCUAAUCCAAGUCUUUUUGUUCAGACAAGAAAAUGUAUCUUGGGUAAAGGAAUAAAUAGGUAGAUGAAUGAACAGAGCAGGCCAGAGAAAUAUUUACAUACAUAAAUUUAUACAUGAUAUAUGUAGCUUUUCAAAUUAAGGAGAAGGUUGAGUCUAUUCGAAGUAGAUUAAAUUAUCACCUUACACGAUACAUAAUGAAUUCUGAAUGGAUUCCAGAUAUAUAUGCACACACACACACACACACACACACAGACAUAUAUACAAACGUAUUUCUGAAAUAGAACAUGAAAAACAAAAGCCAAAAGGAAGAUUGAUGACUUUGAUAUCAAAGCUAAAAAUUCAGCAUGACAGGUGCCUGGGUGGCUCAGUCGGUUAAGUGUCUGACUUCGGCUCAGGUCAUGAUCUCACGGUUCAUGGGUUUAAGCCCCACAUUAGGCUCUGUGCUGAUAGCUCAGAGCCUGGAGCCUGCUUCGGAUUCUGUGUCUCCCUCGCUCUCUGCCC